AUGGAUUGGAAUAUUAUUGACAACACAAAACCCUUUGUUCCUCUUCCUGACUCUUCCUUAAGCUUCUUCUACAACAACAACAACAACAACCCUUAUUCAGGUGGGUCUUGUUUGUGUUGGAAAAUUAUAGGAAUGGAAGUGGGUGCAUUAGGUGAAACACAUCAGAGGUUGCUUCCAGCAAUGGAUGAAAUGAACAUUAAUGGAAAUAAUUACAAAGAGAAGAAGAAGAGGUUAACAAGCAACCAGAUUGAUUUGCUGGAGAGGUGUUUCCAAGAGGAAAUAAAGUUAGAGCCUGAAAGGAAAAUGAAGCUUUCAAGAGAGUUAGGGCUUCAACCUCGUCAAAUUGCUGUCUGGUUUCAAAACAGGCGUACUAGGUGGAAGACAAAGCAGCUUGAACAUUCCUAUGAUGUUCUUAAACAAGAAUUUGAUGCUGUUUUCAAAGAAAAGCAGAAACUUCAAGAAGAGGUUAUGAAGUUGAAAGGAAAGCUAAAAGAACAAGCUAACUUCAGGACACAAUCAUCAUAUAUUGAAGAAACAGUAGAAAGCACAUCAGAAGGUCUACGAUGUUCCAACAAACCACAAGGAACAGCAGAUCAAGGAUUCAUCAACAACAACAAUAACAACAGUAGUACUUGUUUCACAGUUGAAGAUUUUAAUUCAGUUUCAAUGCCUCCUCAUCAAUGUCACUGGCCUGUGUUACCUUAUUAUCCCUAA
This is a messenger RNA of Vicia faba (fava bean), 714 nucleotides long. Lineage: Eukaryota; Viridiplantae; Streptophyta; Magnoliopsida; Fabales; Fabaceae. The record is from the annotation of a GenBank genome assembly.